UAUCGCAUCUCAAAUAUCUCCUAAAUCCGAUAAAUGAUGCGAUGCUUGAUAUAAAAGGAAUUCCCGAUAUGGGGGAGCAUAGAUCGUUCGAAGAAACGGUGCCACUAAAAUGGAGAGACCUACUAUCUUCCUCUGCCUCUUUCUAGCUUGCAUUCUCCCGACAACGUUUGGCAAUGAUAUCAAACGAACUCAUGAAAACCUCGUUAAAACGAUCGAUACCGCUAUAGAAACUUUUCAGGAGAAAGUCAACCCGAUCCUUCGAGAUGUGCUUGAUGUCGCGAAUAAAAUGAAGCAAGAAGGCCAGGACCGCAUGGAAAGUCUUCGCAGCAAAAUGGAGGACGUACUGUCGAACCUAGACGAAGAUGUAAACGAGAUAAUGAAAAGGAUCGUAAACGAAGUCGACGUCACCGAAUGCAAGAACAUGGUACAACGAAUUAAGGAGAUCGGCUUGACGAUUUUAGUCAACGCCGGCCAUUGCGUCGUCGACAAGAUCGACCAGGCUAGCGGAUACAUCAGGAAUAUCAAUACGACCUCGCACGAGGUCGUCAAGUCUCUUCUUAAAAUCAACGAGGAAGGCACCGAGUGCACGAAGAACUCGAGACACUUGCUGAGCAGUCUCGCCUGUUUGAACUUGGCCAUGACGCGCGCUACCAUAGCCAUAUCUACAAAGCUCCCAAUUGCGAUAGUGGACGUGACAAAGAUGGCAUCCCUCGUUAGCACGCUCUUCCCAUCUCUCGCCCUUUGCUCCGCCGCUAGCACCGUCGCUGUCUUUUCGAACGAAGCCACCGUCGUCGUGUCUUCGAUCGAAGCUUGCGUCAACGAGAGAGUGAGCGCAUAUUACGCGACCGUGCCCAACGGGUCCUACGUCCACGUUUAAAUCCACGUUGAAAGCAAUCCUUGGCUAACUACUCUCGAUAAUCUCGGUAACCUUAACCUUUUUCUUUUCUUUUCUUUUCUUUUUUCUUCUUUGCAUUUGUCGCGAAGACUCGCGAGUUUUAAUCUUUGUCAUUUUAUGCGACACAACGAUUUUUCUUUGCCCGAAACUCGAAGGAAGACGAUCUGUAUUACUGAAUCGUUCGACGUCGCGAUACGUUCGUCUCUUUAUUCAUUCGCUCGUUUAUACCACCGUCGUGAAUACCACCUCGACUAUUUUCCACCGACUCCUAUAUUGGCUUCAAAAAUCCCUUCUUGUGUUUUUAACACACGAUUUCGAUCUGACAACGUAAGAAUAAAACAAUGAAAACGUCUAUGUAACGGAGGCAGCAUAGAUCACUCCGUUCCCCAGAUGAUUCAGAAAUCAAUGAUCCGUUCGUAUUUCGUGCUAUUACUCAUAAACGAUGAGUAGUCGGAGUGAUAAUAAUUACAAUCGGAUUACUCAUCGAUUUACGACCAGCAAGAGCAUCGACGUUUAACGUUGUCAUCGAUAAAUCUGAGAAAGAAAGCGUAAACGAGAAGAAGUUCGAAAGUAAGAGCGUUGGAUCGUAAAACGCGACAAGUAAAUAGCGCUACGUAAUCGCGGAAAUAUGUCUAAGAAAUGGAAUAGAUACGUUCGAUAAACACCUUCACCUAUUGUAUUUUUUGUCGAGGCAAAAGAUUAUCUAGUUAAUAAUCAAUCGUCCGAUCGUAAGAACUUUAAGGGAAUCAACGAACUGUACCAUUGUAUAUUUUAAGUAGGCGUAACAAACUGUACCUAUUGCAAAUGAGACUUUAUCGUCAAGUUAUAAGACGUUCUCUUUUUAUCUCAAGUCUUCAUCGAGUCUUUCUUGUCGUCGAGGAAACGGAGCACUAAUAAGAUUAAUCUUUUUAACAGCCAUCCGUCAUCAAACAAUGAAACUUUAUUCCUUUCUUACGUAGCAUUAAAUGCAUGUACAUAUAUGUGCAUAUGUACACGCACAUAUAUACGUACGUAGAACAAAGCGUAGUCUUAUCUACCAACAUUAAUUAUGGACGAACCUUCGUCUACGAUAGUUUAAUUCCUACAAGCUAUUUACAGAUCGGCAAACGGUAUUAGGCGAUAACGCGAACUAUCCUACUCUCGUUUUUAACGUCUAACCCGUUUUAACCGAGCUAAUUUCUUGUGAAAUGUUGAAAAUCCCGAAAACAUCAACGAGCUUGAACGUUCGCCAAGUUUCCGCGACGGCGAGACGUUCUUCGACGAGCAAAUGCAGGUGAAUCAGCAUGAUGUAGUAGAAUCGUUACAGGACAACGUUCGUCGAGUUCGUUGACCCCGUGAGCAACGUCACACGCGUCGUCGAAGCGCCUGUUUACGAUCACGACUCCUUACACAGCUACCAUUCGACGAGGGAUGGUUGCCUACGACGAGGCGCUUCCGAACUUAACUCUUGCUCGAGUAUACUUUGUUGAUUAAUAACAACGUUCGAAUAUUCGAUCGAUCGUGUCGCUUUAACCAUAACGAAAGAGAAAGACUUUCAAAUAAAUCCAAUUUAUCUCUAACGCUGUGAAAAUUUCGAAAAGCGAAUUGCUUCAUUAUAAAUAAAUGAAUAAACAAAAGCAUAUGAACAUUCAA
Messenger RNA from Vespula vulgaris, 2527 nucleotides. RefSeq lists its product as uncharacterized. The transcript has 4 exons. Bases 110 to 877 code for a protein of 255 amino acids. Lineage: Eukaryota; Metazoa; Arthropoda; Insecta; Hymenoptera; Vespidae. The record is from RefSeq and is a predicted model, not a curated record.